Molecule: messenger RNA, 1482 nt
Organism: Acanthocheilonema viteae
Lineage: Eukaryota; Metazoa; Nematoda; Chromadorea; Rhabditida; Onchocercidae
Source: the annotation of a GenBank genome assembly
AUGAAUGCAAAAAGCAUGUAUCGGUUCUUGCUGGAUCCAACAGGUGAUAUACCUUGGGAUGAAGACCCUACGGCUGUUAACGUUGUUCAUCUAGAUGACCCUAAUGCGCUUCGAAAAACAGUCAGUGGUGGAAAAGCCGUACUCGUCAUGUUUUAUGCUCCUUGGUGCGGCUUCUGUAAACGUUUGAAACCCGAAUUUAGUGCUGCAGCAGAUGAGUUGAAAGGAAAGAUAAUACUGGCGGGUAUGGAUUUAACACACCAUGGCAACGAAGUUAUCGCAAAACAGUUUAACAUUGAUGGUUAUCCAACACUUGAAUAUUUUGAGGGUGGCGUGCAUAAAUUUAGAUACAAAGGACAAAAUUCAAAGAAUGGUAUAAUUGAAUGGCUUAAAAAUCCGAUAGAACAAAUAAUAUCUCCUUCACUUGAAGAGGAAGAAAUUUCGUGGAGUGAUACCAUUACCGAAGUGGUUCUUUUAAAUGAGAAUACAUUUGAUGAAUUUAUUGCGAAACAUCGAAGUGUUCUGAUUGUGAAGCCAGAAUUCAUUCGAGCAGCGGAGCGUUUGAAAAAAGAUGGUAUUAAUGGUGUUUUGGCUGCUGUCGAUGCAACAAUCAAUAAGCAGAUAGCAGAACGACACAAGGUAGAGGGAUAUCCCACCUUUGCAUACUUCAAGGAUGGAAAGUUUGCGUGGAAAAUUAAUGAGCGCAAAGAAGAUGGUUUUUACAAUUUCAUGAAAAAUCCAGUGGAGUCUCCUCCCCCCGACCUUUCAUGGAGUAAACAGUCUGAUGGAGUGCAUGUAUUGCAUCUAACAGCAGAGAAUUUCAAGGCUGAAGUUAAGAAGAAAAAGCAUGCUUUGAUAAUAUUUUAUGCUCCUUGGUGUAGUUACUGCAAACGAGCAAAGCCUAAAUUUUUUGAAGCAUCUAGAAUACUUGCUGCUGAUUCAAGGACUGUUUUCUGCGCUGUGGAUUGUACAGUUGAAAAGUCUUUAUGUCAGGAGUAUAAAAUAAAGGGAUUUCCAACAAUCAUUUAUCUGUCCUAUGGCAAAAAUCGUAUCGAUUAUACUGGCAAACAUGAAACUGCAUCAUUCAUUACUUUUGUAGAAAACGGCGGACAAAUUUCAAAAUCACAAAGUUUUGUUCCCGAAUUUGACUUUGGAAAUUUAGUGACAACACUCGAUGAGAACAAUUUCGAUAAGGUUAUCAACAGCGGAAAUGUUUUUGUGAUGUUCUUCUUGUCGUGGUGUGAACAUUGCAAAGCAGUAAAACCAGCAUUCCGCGAAGCUGCGGAACAAUUUCAGUUCGGCAAGUUCGCUGUAGUCGAUUGCACUGCUUGGAAUGAUCUUUGUGAGAAACAUAACGUGAAAGACUACCCGACUUUCCGGAUAUUUAUUAACGGUGUUCAGCAUGAUUACAGUGGUAAUCACACUCCAUCCGAUUUUAUUACAGCUUUUAUGAAGGUUGUUGGAGCAACCAAAACUGAUCUAUAA